AUGCAGCAAGAACAUUCUAAUUGCCACCUUCACAUGAAGAAGAGGAUCAAUAUGCACAGAUCCAACUCAACAAAUGCCCUCUUUAAUAAUGCCCACACUGGCUCCGGAACUGAAAUUAUCUUUUGCAAUCCAGUUUCUCCAGAAUAUGUUCUUAGAAAGUAUUCCCUUAAUCUUUCAGAAGAAGACAGAGAAGAAAUUAAGAACUAUAAUGAAAUUUAUUAUAUCCAUAACAAUUCUAAUACAAAAUGCUGGAUGACUGAAGAUGAUUUCAUCUACUAUAACUUUAACAAGGACAAUCAUAUUGCUUUUCGUUACCAACAGCUUCAAUUCCUUGGUCGUGGAUCAUUCGGAACCGUAAUUAAGUGCUAUGACCACAAAUUAAAGAUGAAUGUAGCUAUUAAAGUCUUAACAGAGUCUGACGAUGAUAACUUUCUUAUCAACCGAGAAAUUAAUUUUCUCAAGAUCCUCAAUAAGGAAGAAGAGAAAUCCAACUCAUCGAACAUUUUAGAACUCAUUGAUACAUUCAGACAGCAUGGAUUUACAUUCAUUGUUACAAAAUAUUUCGAAGAAAACCUUUACGAGUAUAUCACAAACCAGUCGUUUUCCCAGAACUUGAGCCUUCAUGAUAUCAAAAGAAUUGCUAAGUCAGUUGCUCAAGCCCUUUAUACUUGCCAUCAAUGCGGAAUCAUCCAUUCUGAUUUAAAGCCAGAAAAUGUUGUCCUUAAUGGAAACGAAGUCCGUUUAAUUGACUUUGGUUGCGCUUCAUUCACUGGUGAAACAGUAUACCAGACUGUACAAAGCCUUUAUUAUAGAGCUCCGGAAGUUAUUUUCCAAAAGGGCUUUGGCAGUUCAAUUGAUGUCUGGUCAUUCGGUUGCUUACUUUUUGAGAUGGUUACUGGCCAACCAUUAUUCCUUGUCAGAAAUGAAGGUGAGUUGAUUUCUCAAAUUAAAAGAAUUCUUGGUGAUCCUUCAUAUGAAAUGAUCCAACAAUCAAACAAAAUGAGGAGAUAUUGGUUCAGAAAGCAACUUAUUAGGGAUACAACAGGCAGUUUAAAGAGAAGUUUCAUUGGAUCUUAUGUUAGAAACUCAAACAAAGAGAUCAUUGAUCUAAUUAGCUCAUGUUUAACAUGGGAUCCAAAGGAAAGACCAUCGAUGAGAGAAAUUCUUGAUUCUCCUUUCUUUAAUUAA
This is a messenger RNA of Trichomonas vaginalis G3, 1188 nucleotides long. RefSeq names its product protein kinase protein. The coding region runs from base 1 to 1188 and encodes 395 amino acids. Gene Ontology annotation, biological process: peptidyl-serine phosphorylation; peptidyl-threonine phosphorylation. Lineage: Eukaryota; Parabasalia; Trichomonadida; Trichomonadidae. The record is from RefSeq and is a predicted model, not a curated record. Gene Ontology annotation, molecular function: protein serine/threonine/tyrosine kinase activity; protein serine/threonine kinase activity; ATP binding. The transcript has a single exon.